Messenger RNA from Plectropomus leopardus (leopard coralgrouper), 287 nucleotides. The record is from RefSeq and is a predicted model, not a curated record. Lineage: Eukaryota; Metazoa; Chordata; Actinopteri; Perciformes; Serranidae.
UUUUUGGGUUUUUUUUCUCAGAUCCUGCAGGCUCUCGGGAACUCGUACCAUCCCAGCUGUUUCCGCUGUGUGGUUUGCUCCAAGGUUCUGGACGGGGUGCCGUUCACCGUGGACCAUCAAAGCAGCAUCUACUGCGUGGCCGACUACAACAAAGCGUUUGCCCCGAAGUGCGCCGCCUGUUUACAACCCAUCCUACCUACUGAGGGCAGUGAGGAGAUCCUCAGGGUCGUGUCUAUGAACAAAGACUAUCACUUUGAGUGCUACCACUGUGAGGAGUGCGGUAAACA